Oncorhynchus keta (chum salmon) is the source of this 1607-nucleotide messenger RNA. RefSeq names its product NAD(P)HX epimerase (gene naxe). Gene Ontology annotation, molecular function: NAD(P)HX epimerase activity. NCBI's taxonomy places the organism in Eukaryota, Metazoa, Chordata, Actinopteri, Salmoniformes, Salmonidae. The transcript is spliced from 7 exons. The record is from RefSeq and is a predicted model, not a curated record. Gene Ontology annotation, cellular component: mitochondrion. The coding region runs from base 187 to 1038 and encodes 283 amino acids.
AAGAAACGGUUUCCGUUUAUACAGGAAGUAAAUGCUAAACAAUUCGCGUGACAAACUGCACCAGACACACGGUUUUAAAGGCGAUUUAAAUUGUGUCAUUUGAUUCGUAAAUUGUGCGAUUUAAUAUUUGAAGAUUAACAACCUUUUAAUCUAGAAGAUUGUGCAUUUGGUGUUUGAACCAACUGGAUGUUGAGUGUGCGGGCUCUGUUUAGGAUUGGGUUCCUUGUGACAUUACGGGCAACCACAGUCCUCUCCCGCAGGAGGGCAUGUCCAUUGGUCAGUGUGACAAAUAGUCUAUAUAAGGAGUGCUUCAGUGGACAAGUGUCCACCAUGGCCCAGUCCAUAAAAUACCUUGGGCAGGAGGAGGCUCAACAAAUUGACGAGGAGUUGUUCUCAGAGUAUGGCUUCAGUGUGGACCAGCUGAUGGAGCUGGCUGGGCUCAGCUGUGCUACAGCAAUCACCAGGGCCUACCCCACCAGCUCUCUGGUCAAAGCCAGACCCUCUUUGCUUGUGAUUUGUGGCCCAGGUAACAAUGGAGGAGAUGGCCUGGUCUGUGCCAGACAUCUCAAACUCUUUGGUUAUGCACCCACCGUACUGUACCCAAAGAGGCCAAACAAACUGUUGUUCCAGGGUCUGACCACCCAGUGUGAGAAGAUGGACAUCCCUUUCCUAACUGAAAUGCCUGAGGCAAUGGUGGUCGACGAGGCUUACAACCUGGUGAUAGACGCCAUCUUUGGCUUCAGCUUCAAGGGUGCAGUGCGGGAGCCUUUUGGCUCCAUCCUGGAUGUGCUGAAGAAGACAACUGUACCCAUAGUUAGUAUUGACAUCCCCUCAGGUUGGGAUGUGGAGCAGGGCAGCACAGAUGGACUCCAGCCAGACAUGCUAAUCUCCCUGACUGCCCCUAAGAAGUCAGCAAAACACUUCUGUGGACGCUACCACUAUCUGGGGGGACGUUUUGUGCCUCCUGCCAUGGAGAAGAAGUACCAGCUCAACCUUCCUCUGUACCCCAAUACUGACUGUGUGUACCAGCUGCAGUAGUGCCAACCAGGGAUAUGUAUGUAUGUAUGUAUGUAUGUAUGUAUGUAUGUAUGUAUGUAUGUAUGUAUGUAUGUAUGUAUGUAUGUAUGUAUGUAUGUAUGUAUGUAUGUAUGUAUGUAUGUAUGUAUGUGUAAAAAAUAAAGAUUGGUGGGUAAAUGUUGUUCGCAGUGAGUAAAGUAAUGCUCCCAUGUGUUUGCUUUUACCCUCCGCUACACCACUGGUGUCAGCUGUAUAUGCGAAAGGCUGUGCAAGUACACUUGGGGUUUGAGAGGUUAUCAACGUCAGUGGAUCCAUUAGGAAUUGGAUGAGAUUUUUAUGUACUGUUUGCACAAAAGGUUAUAUCUAAAUGAAUGGGUCUUUUGCUGUUUCAGUUUGAUUGAAAUGUUUUUGCAUUCUUAUAAGAGUUUGGAUGGACAGCUAUAAUUGCAGUCUGUUAUUUAAAUAUUAAAAAUGUUGAGUUUGAUAUUAUAAAUGGUCAAUCUUAAAUUAAUUGUAUUUGUCAUUAUUAUCACUUAACAUUGUAAAUUGUAUGUAUGUGUCUUAAUAAAAUGUACAUCUAGCAAGACCAA